AUGACAGCGGACGGCGCCUCUUCGAUCUCGGUUACGGUGCGAGUGAGGCCAUUCACAAUUAGAGAAGCUGCUCAACUUACGAGAUGCGACGACACAACCAUAUUCCUUGGCGAUGGCUCCCUGGCCGCCGCCCCGACUCCGAAAUUGUCUCAGAAAGGCCUUCGUCCAGUCAUCAAGGUUGUCGACGACAAGUGCUUAGUCUUUGACCCUCCUGAGGAUAAUCCAGUUCAGAAGUUCUCCCGGUCCGUCGUGCCGUCGGGCAAGCGUGUCAAAGAUCAGACCUUCGGUUUCGACCGAAUAUUCGACGAGAACGCAUCUCAAGGUGAAGUCUAUGAAGCCACCACAAGACCACUGCUCGACAGUGUGUUGGAUGGCUACAAUGCUACGGUCUUCGCCUACGGUGCCACCGGUUGUGGAAAGACUCAUACAAUCACUGGAACUGCUCAAGAGCCAGGCAUAAUCUUCUCUGCUAUGAAAGAAUUAUUCGAGAGAGUGCAAGAGUUGUCAGCCGAAAAGGUCACAGAGAUAUCGUUGUCGUACCUGGAGAUCUACAAUGAAACGAUCCGCGACUUGCUCGUCCCUGGCAAUAAUAAGGGUGGGCUGAUGUUGAGAGAAGAUUCCAAUCAAGCCGUUUCGGUUGCCGGCCUCUCCAGCCACCACCCACAGAAUGUUGAAGAAGUCAUGGAAAUGAUUGUACGAGGAAACGAGAUGCGCACCAUGUCGCCCACCGAAGCCAACGCCACUUCCUCGCGAUCACACGCCGUCCUCCAAAUCAAUGUCGCACAGAAGGACCGAAAUGCUGGCGUUGACGAACCACAUACCAUGGCUACCUUGAGCAUUAUCGACCUUGCAGGUAGCGAACGAGCAAGUGCUACCAAAAAUCGGGGUGAACGGCUGCUGGAGGGCGCCAACAUCAACAAAUCCCUGCUGGCACUUGGCAGCUGUAUCAAUGCGCUUUGCGAUCCGCGUAAGCACAACCACGUCCCCUAUCGCAACUCCAAGCUUACUCGCCUCCUAAAAUUCUCUCUUGGUGGUAACUGCAAAACAGUGAUGAUUGUCUGCGUCAGUCCUUCCAGUGCACACUUCGAUGAGACACAGAAUACCCUGAGAUACGCAAAUCGAGCAAAGAACAUCCAGACGAAAGUCACUCGCAAUGUGUACAACAUCAAUCGUCACGUCAAAGAUUAUCUGGUCAAGAUUGACGAACAAAUGGCACAGAUCAACGAGCUAAAGGCCCAGCUGAAGGAAGCUGAAACAUUCGCCUUCACCAAAUUCAAGAAGCAGAAUGAGAAAAAGGAGAACAUUGCCCGGGAGGGCGUGCAGAGAAUCAGAGCAGCAUACGAGAAUUCUGCAACAGAGCGACAAGAGCGUAUCAACAACAUGAUCAAGCUCAAACAAAUCGGGCGUCGCAUCGCUAUGCUGAACUCUUGGAUUACCGCAUUUGAAGCUGUCUGCGACAACCUCGACAUCGAGGAACCAAUGCCGAACAUGCAGGCAGUGAAGAAGACCGCCCAUGGAAUCAUGAUCGAGCUCGAGAGCGGCCGACAUCACUGCCAUCAGAAGGUGUCCAAGAGCAGCUGGGACCGGUCCAUGAACACCGCUUUAGAGCAUAGCUUGAAGCAACUCAACGAAGUCGACACGGGCGAUAUGAUCGACGCUGAGAUGCUUCGACGUGAGGUCGAAUUGCUCAAGUCAAAAGCUGAAAGAGAGGCCUUCGCAGCUGUGGCCGAGCAAGACAAGAACGGAGACGCAGGCACCAUUCAGAUUCUGCUACGGGCACAUUUUGAGACCAUUUCUGCCAUAGAGAGGUUAAACGAUAUGAGCGUCGAUGACGCGGUUGAUGCUGCCACACAGAUACUUGGGAAGAUGCUGUCCUCGGCUUCGAGCGCAGCAUCUUACGUCGUCAAGCCCGACGGCAGCCUGGCUCCUUUCGAAGUGUUUGCGCCUUCCAAGUCAGGUACACCCAAGAGGCGGAAGCAAAAUGCGGGCACGUCCAUCUUGGAAGGAAGCCCAACGCGAGCGAGACCUACUGCCAUCCCCGUGGUGGCGCCUCACCUCACGCUUUCUCCGGCUAGACCCUCCCCUAGGCGUAGAGGGUUGCUAGGAAGUGCAAAGAAAGGUAUCCAGGUAUCCUUCACACCCAAGAAACGGAAAAACCCUGCGAAGAGUGCGAAGCGAGCAGUAAGGUGGCGAGACGACACCGAAGAUGGAACACUGGCCGAGUUUGAGAAAACACCCCAGAAGUUUCCUUCAGCGGAUGAGUCAACAUCGGAGAUUACUCUUCCUCAGAUCUCGGACCUUACAUCGUCCUUCUCAGCUCUUGCGACCCAAUCGCCUGACUCAUCUCCCAUUCCUCCUCCGCCAGAGGCUACCAUCAAUGUGCAACACAAAGGCGGUCGCUUCCAGGCAGGCUUUCUAUCCAAGAGAUAUGACGGCUCACCAUUGUCUUCAAACCUACUCCCUCCCAAGAUGACACCUCUAUCAUCCUCCGACAGCGAAUUGUCCCCGCUAAGAGAGCUCGACGCAGGAAAAGCCUCGAACCGUGGCUCACUAAUCCCUCAAAACAAGGCUGCUGCGACAUUCGAUUCCUCUAUCGACGGAGAUAAUAUCUCCUCUGGCACCAAUUCUGACACUGAGAACCAUGCGGCUGGGGCGAACAAAGAGGAGGCUCUUGUGAUCCGCAAUGCAGUCAGACGUUCCUCUUCCUUGCGUCGCUCGGGUGUUCACGGCUCGCGGACCCAGCGUCGACGAUCACCCACAGCUGCAACAGCGGCACUCGCUGGUUCUCCGCCUUCAGAGGGUAUGUUCGCGGCCGGCCAUGUUAGGAGGAUGGUCCACACCGGCAAAAGUGAACAUGGACUGCUGAAGGAGAACGAUCGGGAAUGGAAGGUGGGCGUGCUUAGCCCGCGCGUCCAGGGCAUUGUCAGUCAUAGCCGAGGGCUGAGCGCGUCGGCGAACCCAUUGAGGAGAACGACCAUGAGUGGCACGGACGCCAGAGGGACAGCCACUGGGAUUGGUGAACGAGCCGCGGGCGGAGGAGUAAGGUUGUCAAGCAUUAACCAUGGUCACUCGCAGACCGCAUCAAGGGGAAGUCUAAUGCCCACGGGUAAAGCUGUCUGGCGCUGA
Cladophialophora yegresii CBS 114405 is the source of this 3126-nucleotide messenger RNA. RefSeq names its product kinesin family member 18/19. The coding region runs from base 1 to 3126 and encodes 1041 amino acids. Lineage: Eukaryota; Fungi; Ascomycota; Eurotiomycetes; Chaetothyriales; Herpotrichiellaceae. Gene Ontology annotation, molecular function: microtubule motor activity; ATP binding; microtubule binding. The transcript has 2 exons. The record is from RefSeq and is a predicted model, not a curated record. Gene Ontology annotation, biological process: microtubule-based movement.